AUGGCGAUUUCUCUCGUAAUCGAUCCUUCCAUAGCUCCUUGCUUCUCCUUCUCUUCUAUUUCUUCUCCAUCUUCAUCCUCAACUCCCACCAGAAAAUCAAGAACCUUACCCUUACGAUACCUCAAUUUUCAUGGCAGACCUUCUUCAUCUCCAUUCAAUUCGAAACCCAAACGAGGAUUCCCAUUCUUCUAUCUAUCGCCACUAAUCAUGAAUAGUCGCAGGAGCUACAUAGCAUCUCUCUCUGCUCACCAAGCUUCACCUAUUAAUAGUGAAGAAGCGAAUUCAAGGCACCCAACAGAUGCGAAAAGCCUAAUCAGAGCUUAUAAACAAGCUCUCUUCAAUGGAGACGAAAUCGCCGUAUCGGAAAUCCAAACGAUUUUUCGCGGAAUCGAGAAGGAAAGGAACAUAUUGGACCACAAGGUUUUAUCAUUAUCGAUGAAGAUAGCUUCGGAGCAGGAGACGAAGAUUCGGUUGCAGGCUGAUUUCGAUAACACAAGGAAAAAGCUUGAAAAGGAUCGCCUUAGUACAGAGUCAAACGCAAAAGUGCAGAUCAUGAAGAGCCUCUUACCACUCGUUGAUAGUUUCGAGAGAGCGAGGCAACAGAUUAAACCCGAUACGGAAAUGGAGAAAAAGAUCGAUACGAGUUAUCAGGGAAUUUACAGGCAAUUCGUUGAGGUGUUGAGACAUCUUCGUCUUAAAGCCAUUGCGACUGUGGGCAAGCCCUUUGAUCCCUUGAUGCACGAGGCUAUUUCGCGAGAAGAAUCUAAGGCGGUUAAAGCAGGGAUAAUAACCGAAGAGCUUAACCGGGGAUUUCUUCUAGGAGAUCGUGUUCUGAGACCAGCUAAGGUUAGAGUCUCUCUAGGAGCCAUCAAGAAGAAGACUCCUUCAGCUUCUGAGGAGACUACACCUUCUCCUUGA
Molecule: messenger RNA, 918 nt
Organism: Thlaspi arvense
Lineage: Eukaryota; Viridiplantae; Streptophyta; Magnoliopsida; Brassicales; Brassicaceae
Source: the annotation of a GenBank genome assembly